ACAUCACAUGAUAAACGACGGAGGAUCCCAAGCCCAAAGUCAAAGGCGCUCUCCUCGCCCGCGGCCAUCUCCAGCUCUGACGGCGACGCCGUCGAUCGAUCUCUUCAGCCGCAUUAAUUUAAUGGCGAUAAGAAGCACAAGCAGCUUCUUCCCCACACGGCCACACCCCCAGACAUAGACAUGGUCGCUGCUGUCUAGAGAUUGAGGCUCUGCCAACGCCGGUACUAUAAAAUCCCAUCCCCAUUAUUUGGGGGCGGGGCAGAGUGAGAGGCAGGCAGGGGAGUAAGAAGACCAAGAAACAGAGGAGCUUUCUUGGCUCUUGCCUAGCCUAGCUGCGGGGGAGGAAGGGGGCCAUGGAGGUGGUGGCGGAGGCCGGCGCGCAGCAGCCGUGGGACCAGUUCAAGGAGGAGGUGGAGAUCAUGGAGGAGCAAAACGGCGGCGGCGGCGCUGAUGCGGUGGAGGAGCUGCUGACCAGGGAGAUCAGGAGGAGGCUGGGCCACGCCCACGGCAGCAGCAAUGGCGACGGCAACCACCACGCCAGUGGCGGAGACGAGGAAGAAGAAGACGACGCCAGUGGCGGAGACGAGGAGGACCACGCCAAUGGCGGGGGAGAAGAAGAAGCGGUGGUGGAGGAGGAGGAGGUCAAGGUCGAGGAGCAGCAGCAGCGGCACAAGAGCAUCGUCUUCGAUCCAGCCAAAGUCCCUGAUAUCAUUACUGAAGUAACUGCCAGUUAUCAUGUCACGGGAACGAUGCGAUCUAGUGCUGAAAAGGAAGACACUAAUGGGACUUUGACUCCAAAAGGCAAAGGGCUUAUAGCAUACGAAAAUGGAAAUGCUCAAGAAAUUAAUCAAGGUCCAAGCAACGGCGUGUUACAAAAUGGGUCACACGCAAAUGGUUCCCAUCAGGCCCUGAAUGGCACGGAACCUAAGAUAGCAUACACUUUCAAAAUUAACAGAACUCAAAUUUACCCAACUGAAGUUGACAAGGAUGGACAUGUCACCGAGGCCGAACCGAAGGUCGAAGAGUAUGACCUGGAGAAGAUUUUGGAUGAGCAAGAAACCUAUGACCUGUUCUGUCCCAACUGCACCUCGUGCAUAACUCGAAGGGUCAUCCUGAAGAAGAGGAAAAGGACAGUAAGAACAACACCCACCGAUGAACCGUCAAAGAGACCGUAUAUUGAAGGACAGGUGCCUCCUGUUCCUUUACCUGAUAGGGUUGAAGAAGAAUCACCCGACGUAUUCAGAUGCUUGUCAUGCUUCUCCUUCUUCAUUCCAACAGGAUGCAGUUUCAACAUAUUCCGUAUAUUUGGGAGGAGGAAUGUGGACGGACAACCAGAUGUUCUGCCUCCUCCUGCAUCAGAGGACACCCCUCCUCGGUCUGAAAAUUGCACAAGCUGGCUUCUGUCUUGUUUCCAGACAGGAGAUAGCCGAAACCAAUCUCAUCCUGCUGAUCCAAUGACGGUGCCACUGCUGUCCGGCAACACAACCACAGUAACUGAAUCUGAAUCUAGUACAUCACAUGUUUAUCAUAGUCAUGGCACAGUUGUAAAACCAGAGCAUCCGACGGUCGAAUCACCUUCGGAGAACCAAGCUGAUCCUGCAGAUUCACCACGGAUUCCAUCGUUACCUGGUAUAAUAGCGACUCCCAGUGGUGCAACCACAACGACAACUGAAACUAACGAAUCAUAUGUUCAGCAUAGUCAUGGCACACAGCAGCUGACAGUUGACUCAUCUUCCCAACAUCAGAAAACCACCACUACAGUUGAAGACAACGAAACUACAACUACAGUCACAUCAGAAAAGAAUACCACAUCUUCUAAAACCACAACAGGAGCACCUAGCGCAUCACCUCAAACAUCAUCCUCUACAGAAUAUUUCAAGCAAGACAUAUCUGAAGUGGUCACCGGUAAAAUGCCUUCUGGUGGAGCUAUCAUGCAUCCAACUCACCACCUGAUUGGCGACAAAGAUACUCACGGAACUUCAGAGAAUGGCUCAUUUCCCAGCUAUGCAAUUCACACACCAGACUUCAAGUUCGAUAGCCCCAUUGCGACAAAUAUCACACAAGGUUUCAUCCCGAGGGGCGAUAUACCAAGCUCGCCGAAUCCUCAACCGGCAGAUCAUGUUGUGGUACCAGUUUCUGGAGAUGUGAAUCAGCUUGCUCCUAGACCCCAACGGAGGGAUGACUGGGAUAUACUGAAAGCCAUAGUGUAUGGAGGCUUAGUGGAGUCAGUCACCAGCCUCUCAGUUGUUUCGGCAGCCGCAUCAAGCGGUGCCAAAACAUUGGACAUAUUCAUCCUGGGCAUAGCCAACCUUAUUGGAGGACUUCCUCUUAUCUUCCACAAUAUUGCUGACCUGAGAGACAUCCGAGACAUGGACGGGAACGACGAGCAGGUCGGCCACUACUGGCUGCAGCUCGGGAGGCGGUCCAAAGCCCGGCUCCACAUGGUCAUGGCCCUGCUCUCGUACAUGGUGUUCGGGCUGCUCCCGCCGGUCCUCUACGGGUUGUCGUUCCGCGAGAGCAACGACCGGGAGAACAAGAUGAUGGCGGUCGCCGGUGCUUCGCUCGCCUGCAUCGCUCUGCUGGCGCUCGGAAAGGCACACGUCCACACCAGGACCUACUUCAAGACCCUCAUGUACUACCUGAUGAUCGCCGUGAGCUCAUCGGGUCUGUCGUACGUCGCCGGCGUGCUGAUCACGCGGCUACUGGUGCAGUACGGAAUCAUUGAGCAAGGCGGCUCGGCUCGUGCUCCUCCCGGGCUGUCGUCGCGGUUCACUUAUGCUGCUGGUGCAGAGUCGUCUGCAUGGGCCUCAUUCUGAAAAGUCUGAAGUUCCUUGGAGCACGUCCUGGUGGUAUAAAAAGGGAAGAAAUGAGCGAGCUCGAGAGAAAGUGCCUGCAACUGCACGAAGAAACAUCUGAAGGCUCUUUGAGUUGCUGCUACCUGCUAGCUGUUUUGUUGUAGUUUUGGUGUACACUUGAAGCUUUGAUGCUUCUCAUGGUACUCUGGUGAUCUUUGUCAGCAUGUUUUUGAGCAGGAAGAACAAGAAGUUCAGUGUCACAUACUCUGAAAAUAUGCCAUGUUGUAACUCACCUGUUCUUGAUGAAGCAAAACAUGCCAUGUGUUUUAGGAGUUAUAAUUAUACUUUGGGUA
Aegilops tauschii subsp. strangulata is the source of this 3148-nucleotide messenger RNA. Its product is annotated as membrane protein of ER body-like protein. The record is from RefSeq and is a predicted model, not a curated record. NCBI's taxonomy places the organism in Eukaryota, Viridiplantae, Streptophyta, Magnoliopsida, Poales, Poaceae.